AUGGUGCCAAACUAUAAUUGUCUUAACCAAGGAUGGUUCGAGUUGUACUGGGGUGGAUCAGACGCCGCAGGCUAUCUCUGGACCAAGCACAACUGCAAGGACCAAGGUGAGAAUGAAUGGAGGUUUGAGAGACCAGGUUUCAGAUCAGGUUGGAUGAAGUAUAAUCAAGGAUGUCCAUUAUAUUAUAACAACAUUGAGGGUCCACUAGCUUAUUGUGAAUCAGCCAACUACAACUGUUAA
Molecule: messenger RNA, 240 nt
Organism: Acytostelium subglobosum LB1
Lineage: Eukaryota; Evosea; Eumycetozoa; Acytosteliales; Acytosteliaceae
Exons: 2
Coding region: 1-240 (79 amino acids)
Source: RefSeq, a predicted model, not a curated record